Messenger RNA from Archocentrus centrarchus (flier cichlid), 4294 nucleotides. Its product is annotated as WD repeat-containing protein 37-like. Bases 746 to 2248 code for a protein of 500 amino acids. Gene Ontology annotation, molecular function: protein binding. Lineage: Eukaryota; Metazoa; Chordata; Actinopteri; Cichliformes; Cichlidae. The transcript has 14 exons. The record is from RefSeq and is a predicted model, not a curated record.
CAGAUCACCGCACAGCACCUCCGCACCACCCAGGCUUCUGCCAGCUUAACAUAAGUAUGCGCUGUCUGCCAUAUAUACGAGCUACACAGAAAACCAUAAAGCGAUCAGCUACUCACACAAAGUGUACUCUCUUUCAGGUUGAUAAAUCACGUCUUUUACCGUGUGGCGACGAUAUUAUAGAGCGUAAUCGGUCGGAGCAACUCGCGUUCCCUGUUUGUGACCUCACGGUUUUUUAUUUGUUGUCCUCCUGGCGGCGUGACUGCUCAUUGGCUAACACAAUGCAAACACAGUGUACGUUACACGGAAGUGGCGGGCACUAACAAUAUACGUCAUGUGUCAAAAUUUGUAAUAAAAUUCUGAUACUCAGAGAAUAAAACUACCUUUUAUCACCCAUUAUCGGAGCCAUAAGUCGACAGCCUGGUUGCAAAAAAAAAAAACAAAACAAAACAAAAAAAAUCCCAAACUAAGGUUGUGUGAGGUUAGAGAUGACGGAGCCCGCCGUGUCCUUCAGCCGCUGCGCUGAGGAUGCCGCAAGGAAGCAUAUAUGUGGCAGUUAGCCCGAGCUAGCGCCCAGCUCAUUUCAUUUCCCAUCUCCUGCUUGGUGUGUAUGAAUUUAGCGAGGCAGUGACAGUGGUGGGUGGUGAUAAGUGAGGGCCCCAACCAGCCAACCAGAGUACGUCCAGUGUUUAGCUGCUUCUCAGGUAGGGUGUGAACAGGGGGCAGGGCCACCCGCAAGGUAGGAGGGAUGCCCGUGGAGGGCGGAAGCAGCAGCGGCUCUGCUUCAGCUGUCCGUCACCCCAAGCAGAAGCGCAAGGCUCACAGUUUGUCUAUCAGGCGCACCAACAGCACAGAGGAGAGGCCGGGAGGCAUCCAGAGAGGAGACAUGCUGGAUGGACAGGACUCCAAGCUGCCCCUCGCUUUGCGGAACAAUCUCCUCGAUCUGUUUGGGCAGAUCGAGCGGGAGUUUGAGAAUCUCUACACUGAAAACCUUGAACUACGUCGGGAAAUUGAAUCGCUGAAUGAGCGACUGACCGGAGAUGGACAGACCGUUGAGGGAGGAGACCCCACCAAGGGAGCCUUGAAAACAAAAGCCAGCCACAGCACCAGUCAACUGUCACAGAAGCUGAAGACGACCUACAAAGCCUCUACCAGCAAGAUUGUGUCCAGUUUCAAAGCCACCGCCGGCUCCAGGGCGCUGUGCCAGCUGCUCAAGGAGUAUGUGGGCCAUCGGGAUGGGAUCUGGGACCUCAGUGUCACCCGAACUCAGCCUGUGGUGCUGGGCACUGCCUCUGCAGACCACUCAGCCCUGCUGUGGAGUAUAGAGACUGGCAAAUGUCUGCUGAGGUAUGCCGGCCAUGCAGGAUCAGUGAACUCCAUCAAGUUCCACCCCACAGAGCAGAUGGCACUCACAGCCUCUGGGGACCAGACGGCUCACAUCUGGCGCUACAUGGUGCAGCUUCCUGCCCCACAGCCACCACCAGAUGUCAGUGCUCCAUGCGAUGACGACCAGGACUCAUCAGACAGAGAGGAAGGUGAGGUGGAUGGCGAGGGCCCUUGUGAGGUCCCCACGGUGCGGGUUGCUACAGGAACCCUCAAGAGCCACCAGGGCGUCGUGAUAGCAGCUGAUUGGCUAGUGGGAGGCCGACAAGUGGUGACAGCUUCCUGGGAUCGUGCUGCCAAUCUGUAUGAGGUUGAGACUUCUGAACUGGUUCACACACUCACUGGCCAUGACCAGGAGUUGACUCACUGCUGUACCCACCCAACCCAGCGUCUGGUGGUCACUUCAUCCAGAGACACCACCUUCAGACUGUGGGACUUCAGAGACCCGUCCAUCCACUCUGUCAACGUCUUCCAGGGACACACUGACACGGUGACAUCCGCAGUGUUCACGGCGGGCGACAAUGUGGUUUCAGGGAGCGACGACCGCACCGUCAAGGUGUGGGACCUGAAGAACAUGAGGUCGCCUAUAGCAACCAUCCGCACCGACUCAGCUGUGAACAGGAUAAGCGUCUCUGCUAACCAGAAGAUCAUUGCUCUGCCACACGACAAUCGACAAGUGCGGCUGUUCGACAUGAGCGGCGUGAGGCUGGCCAGGCUUCCACGCAGCAACAGAAUGGGUCACAGGCGGAUGGUGUGCUGUACAGCGUGGAAUGAAGAAAACCAGUCGUGCAACCUGUUCACAUGCGGCUUCGACCGGCAGGCCAUCGGCUGGAACAUUAACAUCCCCGCGCUGCUGCUGGAGAAGUGAUCUGAGUCCCACCGCGUGCGCACAGCGCUGCAGCGCGCUUCAACACUGUAACCUGUGGCCUCACACGUGCACGUUUACCCUGUGAAACGUUUUAGUUGUCAUGUAAUUCACAAUGAGCUAUAAGGUAAAACAAUAAUUUGCGGAGCACAUACUCCUCAUUCAUUCUGACGUGAAACCCUUCAGUGGCUUUUUAGAACAUCUCCAUCUCAGCGUGUGUGUGCGUGCAUGUACGAGGCCACAAAACUGAUCUUGUGCGUUCGACCCUUCACUUAUUUAGCAUGGAUUGUGAAUCGUGACGUGGCUCGGCCGAUCUGUCCCACCCCCGGCCUUCUCUAUAUAUUUGACCCGGCUGCCGCGGGCUGCUCCUCACACCACUGUUGUUUAGUUACUGCUGAAUUGUUGCUCUUGCAUGUAGAUAAACUCAGUUUGCAAAUGUUACUUGUAAAGUCCCAAGAGAAUAAUUAUGAUGACAGUUUGUAGAAUACAAUGUGUAAAUAAUAUAUUGUGGCCUGUUUAAAGUGACCUGUGUUGCAGGUAAUGUGUCUUACAGUGUGGCAGAGACAGUUUUUUGUUUUUUUUUUUUAAAUCCUUUCGGUCAAAUAUUUGGAAUAUUUCUUAUCAUGGAAACAUAUCACAUAUCGCUGCCAUAUCACCGGUGCAGCGAGCGGGCUGCCGGGCCAGUCAGUCGUCUUAAAAUGCUUCAAACAGCAUCCGAGGUGUUGUUGGGAAAUUUGACAGAUUGAGAUUUGCUCCCUUGCCUAUUACCUUAGAUGCUUUCAUUUCACAGCCAGCCUCCAUAUUUCCAGAUAUAGCUGAAACCUUAAGUCUGCCUUGUUCCAUGUUUACAGUGGAUUUUUUUUUUAACAUGUUGCUUUUUUCUGCCUUUCCGUCAGGAUGUAAAGUGUCAAGAGCAUAGCAAUAAUGAGUCUGUGAAUGGGAUGUGUUCUGCAUCAUCAUAAUCCAGUGUGCUGCUGGUCUGUGUAUCCAUAAGCUGAAUAUAGUCAUCCUCUUUAGCUUGUUGCCAACUCCGCGCCCUGUGUUGCUGUAAUGUGUGAUCCUUAAGUGAACUUGUCGGGUCUUUUCUGUGCUUCAGUAGCACGCACACUCGCAGUGUGUGUUGAACCUUUAGUCUUGUAUAACUUCCUGCACCUUUGUUGCUGACAGCGCUUUUAAUCUCCAUGAGAUUUUUUUUUUUAUCCCAAAACAGAAGCAAUAACCCAGGUGACUUUUCUGGUGCUCGGAGUGAAGCCCGAGCCCUUUUUCCCCCCUCAUUUUUAAAUCGGAUACUAUAACUUGAAAUACACACUGAAUCUCAGUUUGAGUUCAAACUCGUCCGAAUACAGGCUUAAACUGGACUCCAGGAAGCUCCAGUUGAAAACAUUGCUGUAGUUUUUGACCUUCGGACGUUUAAUCUACUUCAGUGCUGUAAAACCCAUACAAAUGACUUUAUGUACUUGUGUGACUGCUGUAGCUGUAGCUCAGUGUAUGAAGCCAACUUGCUCUAAUAGCUGGUCUCAGACUUCACUGCUGUUUCUACCCGCAGUACAAACGGGAUUCAUUUUGAAGUUGCAUGAACCUAAAAGUGUGAUGAUCUUAUUAAAAUGCCUUACAUUGCAUUAAAAACGGUGCACGGGCCUUAUCCAUCAGAGCAUCAGUGCACUUUUUCAAAUGCUUGUUAAAGAACUAAUUGUGUUCCCCGGCAUAGCAAAGAUAUGAUUUUUAUUCCUGUUUCAUUCAGGGAACUCAAUCUGGCGCCCACCGGUAUCAAUGUCAUUUUAAUCUGCAGGUAGAACAGCCAAGUCCGAUUCGUGCCCCGCUUAUGAAUUUCAACCUGGAGGAAAUAUGAUUUUGGAUUGAUACAUUAAAUUAUUGCGUGCCAGACUGUAGGGGUAAAAAAAAAAAAGAAAAAGAGUGGAUAGGCUUUGCUUCACUGCGGCGAAUCAUAUUCACCUCAAACUUCAUUAUGUGAUCUACUUUGCAUACUUUAUUGUGACGGGUACGUGCUCUCUUGACACUUUCCAAUAAAAUGUGUGAUUUCCUUUUCCA